Messenger RNA from Aspergillus uvarum CBS 121591, 1452 nucleotides. RefSeq lists its product as uncharacterized. Gene Ontology annotation, biological process: carbohydrate metabolic process. The transcript has 4 exons. The record is from RefSeq and is a predicted model, not a curated record. Gene Ontology annotation, molecular function: alpha-L-fucosidase activity. Lineage: Eukaryota; Fungi; Ascomycota; Eurotiomycetes; Eurotiales; Aspergillaceae. Bases 1 to 1452 code for a protein of 483 amino acids.
AUGCCAAUUGGCAAUGGUCAAAUCGGGGCGACAAUUUACGGUGGCGGGGCAGAGGUCGUGGACAUGAAUGUGAACUCCAUCUGGACAAGGCACUUUCAAGAUCGGACACCACUCAAUGCGACGGAGACCGAGCCUGUUAUUCGGGAGCUACUGCUGAAUGGCAGCAUCACUCAAGGCAACGUCUUGACCAUGGCCCAGAUGAUCCCGACCAACAACUCGCCGCGCGCUUACAGCUACUUCGGCAACAUCAAUCUGGACUUCGGCCACCCUGAUGAGGAUAUGUCAGAUUAUGUCCGAUGGCUUGACACGAAGGAGGGAAUUGCUGGGGUAAGCUACAGUAUCAACGGAGUGAAUUAUACCCGAGAGUAUGUCGCCAGCCACCCGCAAGGUGUUUUGGUAGCGCAAUUUAAGGCCAACAGGCGGGGAGCCCUGACCAUCAACGCCACAAUGACCCGGAUCAGGGAUAUCAAAACGCUUUCGGCCAACGUGGCCAAGAAUAACAAUAGCCUUACUCUAGUCAGCACCAGUGGGCAAUCCGAGAAUGAUCAUCUAAUCGAAUGGACGGGCCAAGCUCGUUUCAAGUCCGAUACAGUGGCAUAUCCGUUCUUCACCAAUGUCGCCGCGUUCUACGAGUGCUACAUUUUCCCUACCAGGAGCGUCGACAUCGCCCCCGCCAUGGACAACCAGCUAACGACCGAGGUGUUUCGCAGCCUCAUACACGCAGCCUCGAUCUUAGAAAUCAACGACACUGCCGUGCAGGCGGCCAAAGCAUUUCUGCCUCUGAUUCAACCCCCGUUGAUCUGCUCGCUAGGCCGGAUUCUGGAAUGGCGCAAGGAGUACAAGGAAAAGGCGAUCGGGCAGAAGCACUAUUCGCCUUUGUGGGCUCUGAUGCCCGGUCGGCGCCCGCUGCUGAACAACACUCUUAGGACUGCGGCCGAAGUGUUCCUGGACCGACGUGUUUCCCACGGAUCUGGGACAACCGGCUGGUCACGGACCUGGCUGGUCAAUAUGUAUGCCCGGAUAUUCUGUGGUGAUGAUGCGUGGGAGCAAUUGACCCAAUGGUUUGCGGUAGACCCCACUCCCUAUAACUUGUACAACACCAAUGAAGGCCCGGUCGGCCCGUACCAGUUCCAGAUCGAUGGCAACUUCGGGUUCGUGAGUGGCGUCACGGAGAUGGUCUUGCAGAGCCAUACUGGGAUCACUCAUCUGCUGCCGGCCUCACCCUCGGCCUUAACCCAGGGAUCAGUGAGGGGCUUGGUGGCUAGGGGCUACUUUGUAGUUGACAUGGAGUGGGAGGCGGGGAAGCUGGUUCAUGCGAAUAUCACCUCGCGUGCUUGUGGGCAGUUGCAACUGCGGUGUAUGAAUGGGUCUUCGGUUGCGGUUAACGGGCAUGGGUAUACGGGUCCGCUCAAGACACAGAUCGGCGAGACGUACGUUGUCACGCUGGUCUGA